GGUGAAUAUCCUUUAUCGGAAAGAUUAGUAACAUCAGUGUAUAACCUUGAGUUUGUUUUGCAAAUCUAUAUUCUACGGAUAUAUUUGCAUCUCUCAAUAUGAGUACAGACUACCAGUUCGAGAUCGGAAAAUUCCGAGUGUCGGAAAAUAUGAAAAAAGACUUUGAUGAAAAUGGAUAUGUAGUAAUUCGGAGCCUGUUCAGUAAAGAUGAAGUGCAUAAGAUUGAGAAAACCGUAAUAGAAGGAGGAAUGAUGAAACAUUCGUAUAAGGUACCUGACAAAGAUGGCCGAUCACCAGUCAUUUGUCUGUGGCAACAUCCAGGAAAUGACGUCACUGGUAUGAUGUCGAGAUGUGAAAAAGUUGUCACCACAGCAGAAAAGUUACUAGGGGUGGAAGAGUUGUACCACUACCAUUCUAAAUUUCUUAUCAAGGAACCGAAAAUUGGCGGAAAAUUCGAAUGGCAUCAAGAUUACGGAUAUUGGUACAACUAUUGCUUGCGUCCAGAUAUGAUGGCCGUGUUUGUUGCAAUUGAUGAAUGCACGCAAGAAAAUGGCGGACUUAUGGUAUUACGAGGGUCACAUAAAUGUGGCAGAAUUGAUCAUGGCAAGACUGGAGGACAGCAAGGUGCCGAUUUAGAACGGGUGGAGUUGUUGAAGAAACAGUAUGAGCUUAUAUACGUUGAUCUCCAACCAGGUGAUGUCCUCUUCUUUCACUGUAACCUGUUGCACUGUAGUGGACAAAAUAACAGCGAGAAAAGGCGACUAGCGUUCAACGUCUCUUUUAACGAGAAAAGCAACAGUCCGGUAAAGCCUGACAUCUGUCCAGAGUAUACGAAAUUAGAAAAGGUACCAGAUACAGCAAUUUUGGAAUGCAACAAUUACACAGACUACUCGGGUAAAAACUUCAUAAAACGUGGGGAUGACAAGCUUGUCGACUUUGCAGACCAAACUCAGAGUUACGAAAAAAGUGAAUAAUUAUGCAAGAGUAAUUUACGAUAUAAAUAAGAAAUAAAAAUGACGCUGGACUUGCCUAAGCUUUCUGUAGAGUUUGUUUACAUUGAGAAAAGUCUAUAAACCAUAAUUGUUAUAGUUUAAAAUAUAUUUGUUACAUAUUUAACCCUUAUCCUGCUGGCGGCAAGGGAUCCUGCCUUUGCGACCAGUGCAGACCAAGAUCCGUGCAGGCUGAUCAUGGUCUGCAUUGUCCGCCAUUCAGUCAGACUGAGUAUCUUUUUGGUAAGCACCCCUUUUAACAGUUAAUAUUACUGUCCAAAUUGAAAAAUGGACAAAGUUUAUUAUAGAAAUUUAGCAGGGUAAGGGUUAAAUAUUCAGUAUUAUCAUGCAAGAUUAUGGUAACUCUAAUUGGCGAGGUUUGCAAUAGUUUGCUUCAUCUCAGCUAGUAAAUGAUAUUCUCGGGACAGUAUCUGAUUCCUUUAACCCAUCUCGAAAACCACACACAUUCCAAUGGAAAGUCGUCUGCUGCUGAUCCUAGAGACCCUUUCUUAUAAAGAGGUGUCGCUUUAGCUUUUGUAUGAAUUGUAUUGUUAAAUUCCAAAUUAUCGUCCAAGUGCUUUGACCGAAUACAAUGAAAAAGAAACUUGCAAGAAGAAGAGGACGUACAACUUGACUACUUUAAUUGAUACUAGGUAGAACUUUUUGCUCAUUUAUAGAGUUUAGAAAAACCUUUGACAGUAUGAACAAAAACCAAUUUAUGGAUAAAAAUCUUCAUGAAACUGUUCUUUUUUCGGUGUAAAUAUUAAGUGCUUUAAGGUCAUUGUUUUACCUGUUUCGUCAUCAUGUAAAAUUGAUUCGUUCAGUGUACAUUCUGGACGAAGACGAGGCUUAACCUUUUCCCCUUUGUUUGCUCUUCAAUUUAUUCAUAAACGAACUUGCCUUUAAAUACUGGAGUUUCUAUAGGCUGCGAAAUUAUAGCCAGCCAUGCACUAGGCCUUGUUACACAACUGAUGCGGCCUGCCAAGCAACCCCCUAUUGUUCACCAUUAGAAAACAAUAUCCGCAUACUGGGUCUGUAUUUGUAAUACUCCUUCAACGCGUACCAAAUAAACGGAUCACUGUUUGGGCAAGUGAUAUGGCUAGCAUAAACAUGUUUCUUUUCUGUAAAAAAGCAGGUAACUGAAUGUAACCUUGUCAAGUGUUCUUACGUAAAUGUCUGUCAAAAACCUAUAUUGUAGAAUGUUUUCAGGCAUUUAUGAAGAGUCAAUUUAUUGUUGAAUGGCUUGAAACUACCAAUGGAACCUCAAAAGAUACUAGAAGAUGUUGUAAUAUUAAUAACUUAGAAAUUAUUGUAGAUAUCAAGCUGAGAUUACCACAGAGCACCAAUGCAUCCUAAAAACCGCUCUGCAUACUGUAAAUGUUGUUGUGAAUUCGCACAUGUAAAAAAUUAAAACUGGUAGGUUCGAAAACCUAAGUAUAGAAAAUAUCACAUGUCCAUUUUGCCAAGCUGUUGAAUCUAAAAAUCAUGUUUUUAACUGCGCUCUGUAUGAUGAUCUUAGGAUUAAAUUACUUGAUCAUGUUGUAUCAAUAAAACCAAACCUCGAGAGUAUGCAAGUUGUCGAUAAGUUUACUGUUGUGUUUUCAAAUCAUUAACUCAAUAUAAUUUGUGCCAAGACCUGUUAUGACAUAAACAAAAGGCAGUUUUAAAGCUGCACUAAAUAAUGUUGUUUUUUUUUUCAUCUUAUAAUGACUUCGUAGAAAUAAAUGUAAUCAGUUCGCAUUCGAUCUGACCGAGAGUUAUAUCUGCAUCUUUAGCCCAUUUUUUAAAUAUCAUUUUCAACACUCUUUUAACAUAUGGAUUAGCAUCUUCUUUUUAGCUUUACUUAUUUCUAUAUAGUAUAGUUCUAUAAACAUAUGAGUGAAAAUGUACUUUCAUAUAUUGUUGUUUAUAACUUUUGUAAAAUAUACAUUAUGUACAAUGGUGAGACACAAAUAAAUGUUAUAUACUUGGUCAAAAGAGAUGCAGUUUUUGAUUUGUUCAAGCAACUCGGCUUUUUAAACAUUCCUUAAGUUUUGUCAACACUUAAUUAAAUCUUUACUGACAAUACACGCGAUAAUCAUUUAGUGUGUUAUAAUGAAACGAGUUUGUCAACUAUUUUAUUGGAAUAUAAUAUGCUUUUUGGAAGAACUGUCACUGACUUCAUGUUGUCCUGAUCGGUAGAUUUAGUAAACGGGUAUACAUUUUCAAAUUAAGUGGUACUCACCAUAUAACGCAAUGUCUAGAACUCAGGAACCGUUAUUUAUAUUAAAUGCUCCCUUUUUACAUUAGAAUGACAUGUUAAAGUUAUAUUGCACUUUUGCUCUUUCUCUUUUAUUACUAAAUGUUUUGAUUCAAAUUUGAAACAGUUGUUCUACAUUAAUAGUCACAUGUCAUGACACAAGGUGCAUUACUAUUACAGCAAUAUUCCAUGAAUUAUGUACUAGUUACACUUUGUACAUAUUAAUGUUUCGAUACAGUCUAUCUCUGUUAUUAAAAAUACAUUAGAGACAGGGAGAGACAAAUUAUUGUCAAAUAUCUCCAUCCAUAUUAGUGUCAUAAAACACUUCAGUGAUAGCUCAAGUUCCUCAGAUGUGCCCCAGUUCAUUAUUAUGCAUCAAAAUAGUUGAGAACGCUGUCUACUGUGACAGUUCUUGUUUUAACAAUAUGACGGUAAUUGAUAAAAUAAUCAUUAUUUAGAUGGUUUUGCAUUGGCUUAUUAUUUUGAUUUGGACUAUCGUAUUUGCCUCGGUCUAACUGCUUCGGCCUAGCGGCAUCGGCCAAUACGACAAUUCUCGGCUAACUAACAGAGCCAAAAUCAAAAAUCCUUACUAAUAACAUUAUAGUAUCAGGAAUAGUUAAUUAGUUGUUGCUAUACGGCAAGACAAACAUGAAGUAACCGUUAGCGGUAACAACAGGAUAAUGACAUUAGUAGUAAUUGUGGGCAGUAGCAAAAUAAAACAUAUGAAACUGAUAGUAGCAGCAGUAGCUGAAGGAAAACGUACGAAACUGACAGUAGCAAUAGCUAAAGUUAUUAAAGAUUAAUGUCAGUAGUACUAAUCAAUUAGAUAUGUAAAUCUGACAUUAACAGCAGUAGCAGUAAGAAGCUGGCAGGUCACCAGUUUCUAAAUUUAAAGUGUUGAAAUGCUAAAUUUUCAUUUUGCUCUAGCAUUGUCAAAUGUACUUAGAUUUCAAGAAAACUGUGUUGCAAUCUUCGUUAUGCAGCUGAUGACGACUCUGCAAAAUUCCUGCAGUAUUAUAGACACAGUUAUGGCAAAUUUGAUAUGGUGAAAUACAUGCCCAGGAUUUCUAAAUUACAUAAACAACCUUAUAAAACUCGUUUUGUUAAUACUGGUUUAUGUACUACUUAUAUAAUUUAAAGGUUACUUUGUAACAGCCCAUGUAAAAAUACACUGCGGUAAAGUAUACGGAAACUCUUGGAAACACUUUUCUUUCAGUCGGAACAAAGUUCUGUCAAAUUCUUAUAUCAAUUUAAAAAUGACAAUUACUAUUACUAUUACUAUUAAAAUUAGUAAUUUCUUAUAUCAGCAUAUGCGAUUCCCCUAUUAAAAACACCACCUUACCACAUAAUAUUGUAAAGUAAAAACUGUUGCAAGAGAUGGCGCUCUAUUUAUUGCAAGUACAAUGUUAUCUAAAUUUUGCAUCAGCAACACCGUAAACAUUAUACCACGUUGACUUCUGAUACGGUUUGUUUAGUUAUAUCCUUUUAACUACGCUAUACUUACUAUUUUGAUGUUUGGAAAUAUAGUUUUCGGACAGAUAGUAGAUAUUCUGAUCAGAACUUAAUGUGUACAAGUUGCAGAUUGUUG
Mercenaria mercenaria is the source of this 4816-nucleotide messenger RNA. Its product is annotated as L-proline trans-4-hydroxylase-like. NCBI's taxonomy places the organism in Eukaryota, Metazoa, Mollusca, Bivalvia, Venerida, Veneridae. The transcript has 9 exons. The record is from RefSeq and is a predicted model, not a curated record. Bases 99 to 974 code for a protein of 291 amino acids.